AUGCCCCAUCGCAUGCUCUCACAUCAUGCCCCAUCGUUUGCUCUCACAUCAUGCGCCGUCGCAUGCUCUCACGUCAUGCCCCGUCGCAUCAUGCCCCAUCGCAUGCACUCACAUGAUGCCCUGUCGCAUGCACUCACAUCAUGCCCCAUCGCUUUCUCUCACAUUAUGCCCCGUCUCAUGCUCUCACAUAAUGCCCCUUCGCAUGCUCUCACAUCAUGCCCCAUCGCAUGCUCUCACAUCAUGCCCCAUCGCAUGCUCUCACAUCAUGCCCCAUCGCAUGCUCUCACAUCAUGCCCCAUCGCAUGCUCUCACAUCAUGCCCCAUCGCAUGCUCUCCCAUCAUGCCCCAUCGCAUGCUCUCACAUCAUGCCCCAUCGCAUGCUCUCACAUCAUGCCCCAUCGCAUGCUCUCACAUCAUGCCCCAUCGCAUGCUCUCACAUCAUGCCCCAUCGCAUGCUCUCACAUCAUGCCCCAUCGCAUGCUCUCACAUCAUGCCCCAUCGCAUGCUCUCGCAUCAUGCCCCAUCGCAUGCUCUCUCAUCAUGCCCCAUCACAUGGUCUCACAUCAUGCCCCAUCGCAUGCUGUCACAUCAUGCCUAAUCGCAUGCUCUCCCAUCAUGCCCCAUCGCAUGCUCUCUCAUCAUGCCCCAUCGCAUGCUCUCACAUCAUGCCCCAGCGCAUGCUCUCACAUCAUGCCCCAUCACAUGCUCUCUCAUCAUGCCCCGUCGCAUGCUCUCACAUCAUGCCCCGUCGCAUGCUCUCACAUCAUGCCCCAUUGCAUGCUCUCGCAUCAUGCCCCAUCGCAUGCUCUCGCAUCAUGCCCCAUCGCAUGCUCUCUCAUCAUGCCCCAUCACAUGGUCUCACAUCAUGCCCCAUCGCAUGCUGUCACAUCAUGCCCCAUCGCAUGCUCUCCCAUCAUGCCCCAUCGCAUGCUCUCACAUCAUACCCCAUCGCAUGCUCUCACAUCAUGCCCCAUCGCAUGCUCUCACAUCAUGCCCCAUCGCAUGCUCUCACAUCAUGCCCCAUCGCAUGCUCUCACAUCAUGCCCCAUCGCAUGCUCUCACAUCAUGCCCCAUCGCAUGCUCUCCCAUCAUGCCCCAUCGCAUGCUCUCACAUCAUGCCCCAUCGCAUGCUCUCACAUCAUGCCCCAUCGCAUGCUCUCACAUCAUGCCCCAUCGCAUGCUCUCACAUCAUGCCCCAUCGCAUGCUCUCACAUCAUGCCCCAUCGCAUGCUCUCACAUCAUGCCCCAUCGCAUGCUCUCACAUCAUGCCCCAUCGCAUGCUCUCACUGUCAGAACUUAGGCUUAGAACUGAUACAUUAG
Molecule: messenger RNA, 1320 nt
Organism: Closterium sp. Yama58-4
Lineage: Eukaryota; Viridiplantae; Streptophyta; Zygnematophyceae; Desmidiales; Closteriaceae
Source: the annotation of a GenBank genome assembly